Molecule: messenger RNA, 1931 nt
Organism: Pangasianodon hypophthalmus (striped catfish)
Lineage: Eukaryota; Metazoa; Chordata; Actinopteri; Siluriformes; Pangasiidae
Gene: myoz1a
Product: myozenin 1a
Exons: 6
Coding region: 205-1173 (322 amino acids)
Cellular component (GO): Z disc; actin cytoskeleton
Molecular function (GO): telethonin binding; FATZ binding; actin binding
Source: RefSeq, a predicted model, not a curated record
CUGUCAUACACUCCACAUCUUCCUCCCCCCUCUACGAUUUGCUAUCCAAGUCCUGACUGGAUUUUGCACUCCCCAGGAUCUUGGUCCAGCCACAGGUCAGCGACACCCUGGGAUUUAUAAACUUUUGAUUGAAUCUGAAUCAGAAGUUUGCCUCUUUCUCUUGAGACCACUUCUGUACAGGAGUUUAAAACUCAGUUUGGAGUCAUGCCUCUCGCUGGAACACCUGCCCCUCCCAACAAGAGGAAAAAAACUACUAAAAUCAUCACUGACCUGUCACAUAUCACUCAGAAUGAGUAUGAGUCAGAGCCUGAGGCCUCCGAGUUUGACUUGGGGACGAAGAUCAGUACACCGAAAGAUGUAAUGCUGGAGGAACUGUCCCUGCUCAAAAACAAGGGCUCCAAGAUGUUCAAAAUGAGGCAGCUGCGUGUGGAGAAGUUCAUCUACGAGAACAACCCUGACGUCUUCAACAGUGAAUCUAUGGAUAACUUCCAGAAGUUUGUCCCUGGCAUUGGGGGCCAAAUGGUGGAUGUUGGUGGACGUCUUGUAGGUGGACGUCUUGUUGGUGGACAGAUAGUUGGUGGACAGAUAGUUGGUGGACAGAUAGUUGGUGGAGGUGGGUAUGCACCUGUGCCUCCUCCCAAACCAGGAAGCCGGGGUACAGGGGCAGGAAGCGGAGUUGGUGCAGGAGGAACAGCUGGUGGAGUGGGCGCAGGGGCAGGCGAGAGUGCUGGCUCAUCAGCUGAUGGCUCACAGAGUGCAGAAAGCACUAAGGCUGCUGCUUUAGCAAAAGAGAAGAAAAGAAAGGAACAUACAAAGACAUAUGUAUCACCCUGGGAAAAGGCCAUGAAGGGCAAUGAAGAGCUUAUAUCUACUAUGAAGCCAUACAUGCCAGGACCCUGUGCUCAUGGAGACCUGCCAAAAUACAAGAGUUUUAACAGGACGGCUGUGCCCUUUGGUGGCUUUGAGAAAGCUGCUCAGCUGAUGACCUUCCAGCUGCCGGAUAUCGAGGCAGCAGUAGAGGUGCGGGAGCCUGCAGUGGUGUACCACCAUGACGUACACUCAAGACCUUCCUUUAACCGCACUCCCAUUGGCUGGGUGGGCAGCGGAGACACAAGCAACAUCCACCUGCAGAUUGAUACCAUGCCAUUCGAUGGGGAGACUGACGAGCUGUGAGGAGUGAACAUCAUAAUCCUUCAAAAAGCUAACUCUAUAUUCACUUCCCCAUAUCUGCUUUGCAUUGCCUCUAAACCACCUGUUCUCUAUUUCUUUCUUUCUUUCUCUCACUCUCCCUCUUUCUCUCUCUCUCUCUCGCUCUCUCUCUCUCACACACAGUGCUUCCAUAUGUCAUUUCAAUACAAUAUAUUUUUAAUAUAUGCUUCAACAUCAGUGGAUCACUGUGUGUGAAAUCAGCCCUGAUCCAUGUGACCAUGUGUCCUGAUCCAUCCACUGUUCAAAGUGUGAUACGUGGUUGUGAGACUGAAAAUUUCUGUAAAGAAAAUGUACAAACAGCCAACAAACUUAUUAUGGCUACAAUCAAACUGAGUCCUAGAGUCUUAAUGUACUAAUUUGACCUAUAUCUCUUGACCGUCUGUGUCUUUACAUACAAAAUCCUGCUAUGCACAUGUGCUCUAAUGAGAUUUAUGUGUGGAUACGUGAGUAGCCAAAUUAUCACUGGAGAGCUCUAGUACAGAACAUCCACUACUAAAUUGUUGUUAGUUAGCACCUGAUAUUCACUGGAACUUGAGGAAAGUAUUUACUUUUAAAGCUGUUUAAUUAAGUGAAAGACAUCUUGGUUGUUGUUGAUGAUGAUGAUGAUGAUGAUGAUGAUAAUGUGAGUAUGCAACCUGUUUGCCUACUGUUGUUUGGCAUGUUGAUAUAAUGAAUUAUAAGAGUUUAACAUGACCCCUACUUAAUAAAUAUUUGAUAGCUGA